Molecule: messenger RNA, 4974 nt
Organism: Spodoptera frugiperda (fall armyworm)
Lineage: Eukaryota; Metazoa; Arthropoda; Insecta; Lepidoptera; Noctuidae
Product: mucin-4-like
Exons: 6
Coding region: 163-4053 (1296 amino acids)
Source: RefSeq, a predicted model, not a curated record
CUAGUUGACAUAUUCGGCGAUAAAUCUUAUUUUGUUUGUUUUGAAAAUUCAACGAAACGAAACAAAAGUAAAAUUCGAGAUUUUAUAACAGAAAAGUUUGAAAAAUGUAGCUGUUAACGGGUUUAUUAGUUAAAAGAACAUUUAAUACGAUAAUUUAAAAAGAUGUGUGACAUUGGCGAUUCGAUAUUUUUCACUGAAACACCUAUUUUAGAGAAGUUUUUUUCUACCUUAGAGAGGGGCGCAAUUAAUUAUUGCAUAGUGUGUUUGCGGACUGAAAACGAAAGAUUGUUAGUCCGACCUCAAUACUUCAUGCGUUUCGCGCGUGCUAUGAAAAUCGAGAAAUAUUGGAAGCACAACUUCAUAUGCAAUUACUGUGAGAGGCAAGCGUACCUCGCUGUGCGGUUCUACACGGCGACGCGGCUGUCUGCCUCGGUGGACACUAUCUUCGCUGAGCUGCUGUAUCAGAAGAAGAGGAAGGUCGCCAACGUGUUCAGCGAGAGGCAGUUCCGAAACGUGUUGUGGAGUUGCGAUGUGGAGAAUAAAAACGCGACACCAGCGUACUACGAAAAGCAACUACGCAAGAUACACUACGCCGCCGACUACGCGUACCAAAAAGCUGUAGUCAUCGACAAUUUCGGGAUUCAUAUAAAAGACCCUAUCGGUAAAAUGACCAAAACUGUGGAGUGUAGGGGCGGCUACAAGCAGACUGUGACUCGAGUAGUCGAUAGGGAUCGAUUCGGCCAGCUGAUCAAACAGGCGGACGUCGGGGUGCAAACCGACAUUACCAUGGAUACCAUGGUGAUUAGCGAAGCUUUGGUGGACAAGAGACUGAAAGAUCCGAACCCAGAAAUAACAGAAAAAGUAAUUUUCCUUGAUAACGAAGAAGAGACGCCUGCGAAAAUAAGAAAACUCGGUCCUCAGGAGUCACAGAGAGUAGUCCACGUCACUAUUACUCCUCAAAUUGUCCCAGACAAUAUAACCGACACACUCCCAGUACCGUCCCAACAGAUAAUCCCCGCAACAUCCAGAAUCAACCCUGUUACUCCAUUAAUCCCCACAUCAUCCCAACAAAGUUCAAUGAACCCUACAAAUACAAUUUCUACAUCCGAUAACACCGGGGGUACAGUCCAGAAGGUUGCUAAUCCCCAAAAUACAAUCCCUAUAAUCAAACUUAUUCAAUUAAAAAGUGCCCCCUCUGCUACAGAAAGAGUUGAUGAUCCUGAAAAGCUCCUUCCUAUAUUCAAAACUAGCCUUGUAAAUAUAAAUAAAAUCGGAACUACGGCAUCGCAAACCUCGUCUACAGCACAAAAUAUCACCACUGUAUCACCAAUAACGUCCAAUAAUCACCAGAACGACCAAAUUAUAAUUGCUACGUCAAAUAAUAAUUCUACUCUAAAUGCAGCUUCAACAUCAAUUACUUCUAGUGCAAUUCCUAAUAACGUUAAUCGCCAACAAUUGUCUACUCCCACUUUGCAAAACCUUGGUAAUCCCCAAACAAUACUCGCGGCUAUUCCACAAAAUCUCAUUAAUACCCAAAACAUUCAAAAUUUAAGGAACAGUCUUGUCAAUAAUACGACAGCACGACAGCCCUUGUCUACACAACAAAACAAUCCCGUUCCAGCGUUAGCCUUCUUCAGCUAUCGUCAAAAUAUUGGUAAUAACCAAAAUAUAAUCCCCACCUCUCAAAAUAACAUUAACACUACACAAACCUCUAUUUCUACCCAAUCUACACCCACUACAGCUCCAAUGGACGUUGGCAAUCCUAUCAUAAACAAACCCAGUCAAGAUCUGAACACCACAUCCUCAAUCACCUCUCCAACUCAUAAACUCCUCCUUGUAUCAACUCUAAGUAAUGUUAAGCUCCAAAAUAUCACUCCGACCUCCCAAAAUAACAAUAAUCAAGAACUCCUUAAAAUAUUAACACAAAAUGCUAUUAAUCCCCAAUCUAUCCCCACUGUAUCCACACACACUUCUACCACCCAAAAUAGCCCCACCGUACCACCACUUACGUUCAUUAAUUGCCAAAAUAAUGGUAAUACUCAAAAUAUUAUACCUACGUCUGAACGUAACUUGAAUCCCAAAGUUAUACCUGCUACAACGCAACAGAAUACCGCUAAUCCCCGUGUCAAAAGUUCAGUAAAGAAAGAUAUAGUUUAUAUAACCAAACAUAAAUCCAUUAAUUCUCGAGCCAGAAGUUCAGUCCAAAAGACUAUGUAUAUGUCCAGAAGUACACAAACUACAAAAUCUGCAUCGAAAAUAAUAUCUACUGCUAAAGCACAGAAUAAUCCUCGAACUGUCCCCAUUAAUCCCCGAGCCAUUACUUCAGGCCAGAAUACUCCUAAUCUCAAAAACACCAAUCCUACUCGAAAAAUAUCCACUAAAUAUAAGUAUAACUUGCUGACCCACCGGAAUAUGCCAAUCACGACCCCAACAACGUCCAGUUCAAGCCAAAAUAUAGGCAAUAACAUUCUUAAAUCCCAACAAAAUUCGUCAAAUAACCCAAAAAUGUCAACUGCACCGCAAAAUAUAACUACACCAUCCCGAGUCACAUCUGGAAAUAAUAAUAAACCUCAAAAUGUCAUGUCUAUACCAUCACAGAACUUUGGUAAUCCCCAAACAACUCCUACGUCCAAAAAUAUCCCCACAUCAUCCCUUACCAACCCCUUUUCACGUAAAAAUGCACAAAAUAUCAUCCCCACAUUCUCGUUGAUAACCACUACUGCCCAAACUCUUUCGACUACAUCUCAAAUAGUCACGUCUGCCCAAAAUAUACCCAUUCCAUCCCCAGCCUUAUUCAACCCCCCUCAAAGUACUAUAAACCAGAAUAUUAACCCCACAUUGACCCCCACUGCGCAAUCAUCUCAUCCAAUCAUGUCUGCCCUUCUAAAUGUAAAUAAAAACCAAUCCCCAACCAAUUCCUGCACACGACAUCAUACUGCCAACACUCAAAAUGUUAACCCAACAUACCAACAAACGGCCACCACUGCCCAAACAAUCCCCACAAUAUUCCAACAAAUCUCGCCCACCACCCAAAUAAUUCCUCUCCUUAAUUUCCAAAACUCAAACUUUACAUUUUCACAGAUGACUACUUCCCAAACAAUUACUGUAACAUCCGAACAAAUCAUAGCAGCCCCCCAAAAUAUCCCAUUACCACCCCAAGUCAUUUCUGUCACACGCCAGAAUAAUAUGCCAACACUGAUGUCCUCUACUGCCCAACAGAUUACCAGUACAUCCCAAAUAACGCCUACCUCUCAAAUAAUCCCCGUAUUAUUCCCAACUAACUUCAGCUCACAACAAAAUCUGGUUAACACCCGCCCUACGUUAUCAGACAUGACCCAAACACGUAUCACUACGCCCCAAGAAAUAAUACCAGCCUCUCAAGUACCGCCGGCAUACCCAAAAAUGGUUAUUACCACCCAAAACAUCACCGGUACAUCCAAUAAUGCUGCUGUGAUACGCGAAUUAAUCCCCAUCACAUCCCAAAACCAGGCUAUCAGACCAGAACCUAUCACGAUCACUUCUCAGACCCCGACCUCAUCACCAGUUGUGGUACAGACGCACCAAGAUCAAUCUAAGACGGUAGUCUCAUUGGAGAAAUUGUUGCAAACUGCUGUUGAAAUGCAUACGGGAUUAGGAGUGUUAAUGGUGAAUGCAAGUGGGGUUUACACUAUUCACCCAAUAACAAUCAAAGAAGGGGUGCUAAAAGUGCCCUCAUUGCAAGCUUUUAUUAAGGACGGUUUCCUUGUAAGCUAUACUGGGUCGCCAAUGUUACUGCUGGGGCAAGAAGAGAUCAUUUUAAAUCAUAUUUCGCAAAAUAUUCCGAAGACUGGGAUGCGACCGUGCCCUUCAGACGUCUGUGUACAACUGACAAAUUUGGAGCCGAACCAAAUGUUGCCAGGAGAUAAAAAGGUUGACUGGGAAGAUAAAAUACCUAUGGGUCUUAUAGCUUACAUGGACAACAAAGAAAAGAAUGUGCCAUCGACCCCAAAAACGCCAAUGAUAGAAAUUGAAGUACCGAAAAAGUCACCAAAAACUUGGCAUCACCCCUACUGACUGCUCUAAAAGGCCGGCAACGCACUUGUGACUUCUCUAGUGUUGCGGGCGUCUAAGGACGGCGGCGAUUGCUUACCAUCAGGUGAUACGUCUACAUACCGACCUUAAAAACAGAAUAUUACAUAUUUAAACCAUCAGAGUCACUGUAAGUGUGUACCUGUAUUGUAAUUAUCGAAUUUUAUUAUAUUAUACUAUAAAAAGUAAUAUAAGUGAAAUAUUCUUUGAAGAAAAUACUCUUUAGAGAUUAAUGUAUGUGAGAAACAGUUAUAUGGCUAAGAGCGGACAUACGAGCGGUGCGGCGGUAACGUAGCAGCGUUGGACAGUUUUUUUUUUAAAACGUUGCCCCACACUAGGAUUUUCUCCUGUGUCGUGGGUGCGUUUACAAACAUACAAGUUCUGUUAAUGAAAGUUUCCUUGUGACGCAAAGCAACUGAGCGGUGCCGCUACGACGUCGCAACGCUUUUACCUCUCUCGCCUCGUCUUGGUGGCUGCAAGUCCGGUGCAUCGUGUGACAUGCCACAGAUAUUUCUAUGUAAGGGCCUAAUGCACACCAGGUUUUUUAAACGUGCCGUCGACGCGCGUUUGUAGCGAUACAGACGCGAUACGCACGCAAGUUAGACGCAGCCUGUAGAUCUUUGCACACUUGACGCGCUUGUGUAGCGAUACAGACGCGAUGCAGACGCGCGUUUGUAGCGAUUCAGACGCGAUACGCACGCAAGUUAGACGCAGCCUGUAGAUCUUUGCACACUUGACGCGCGUUUGUAGCGAAACAGACGCGAUACAGACGCGCGUUUGUAGCGUUACAGACGCGAUACGCACGCAAGUUAGACGCAGCCUGUAGAUCUUUGCACACUUGACGCGCGUUUGUAGCGAAACAGACGCGAUACAGACGCGCGUUUGUAGCGAUUCAGACGCGAUACG